Molecule: messenger RNA, 2941 nt
Organism: Cyclopterus lumpus (lumpfish)
Lineage: Eukaryota; Metazoa; Chordata; Actinopteri; Perciformes; Cyclopteridae
Gene: slc25a15a
Product: solute carrier family 25 member 15a
Exons: 12
Coding region: 520-2100 (526 amino acids)
Biological process (GO): mitochondrial L-ornithine transmembrane transport
Cellular component (GO): plasma membrane
Molecular function (GO): L-ornithine transmembrane transporter activity
Source: RefSeq, a predicted model, not a curated record
UUAGUGAGCCAGUGAGACAAAGACUGACAACUCACUAAAAGACACGUUUUAUUGUUUUUAUCAUCUGAGCGUUUUUUCGUUCCAUUUCUUUGAUCCUCUGUAACGCCAUCUAUCAAACUAAAAGUUAAGAUAUGGAUUAUUUUACAAUCCAACUAACAGCCUAAUUAUUACACUUUGAUUUGCGUGUUAAAUAAAUAUGGUCGCGUAUUCUCGAGGCUUCCUGUGAAUAACUUGCCGCAACUCAUUGUGCGCUUGCGCGUUCCUUUACGCACGGCAGGAGCAACUUUUUUAUACUACGUCAUCGGAUUGCACAAGACGUCGCGAAGUAAGAGAAAGUUUAGUAGUUCGAUUAAAAUUAACAUGUUCUGUGGUCGGGUGUCGGCGAGUCAUGGUGUAGUUUAUGCUGUACCCGCAUGGAGCAACGCGCAGACUAUGGUGCAUUCAAAGUUCAUAGUUUGAGGAAGAUAAACGAACAUUAAGAGACCACGGGGGAGUGCAGCAUUAUAUAUAUGAAUAAUCAUGGCUCCACAUCCCAUAAUCCAGGCAAUCAUCGACUUCUCAGCUGGAGCAAUCGGUGGGACAGCUUGUGUGCUGAGCGGUCAGCCGUUUGACACCACAAAGGUCAAGAUGCAGACAUUCCCCACCAUGUACCGCGGCUUCAUCCACUGCUUCACAUCGACCUUCAGGCAGGUGGGCCUAAGUGGUCUCUACAAAGGCGCGACCCCGGCCCUCAUCGCCAACAUCAGUGAGAACGCAGUGCUCUUCUUGAGUUAUGGUCUGUGCCAGGAUGCUAUUCGCUUUGUGUCCAGGAUGGAUAAAGGGGCGCAGCUCAGCGAUAUCCAGAAGGCAUCUGCGGGGUCUUUAGCCUCCAUCUUUUCCUCAAUAGCGAUAUGUCCAACCGAGCUGGUGAAAUGUCGCCUGCAGGCCAUGCACGAAAUGGAAGCAACUGGCAAGAUCGCCAGUGGACAGAGACGCACAGUGUGGUCAGUAGUGAAGACGGUGUUGAAGACAAACGGCCCCCUGGGUUUCUACCAAGGACUGACGUCCACCAUGGCCAGGGAGAUACCCGGAUACUUCUGCUUCUUUGGGGCCUAUGAACUGUGUCGGUCUAAAUUUGCACAGCACAUGGGCACGGACAAGGACGGUAUAGGUUAUCUUCCACUCAUGUUCAGCGGUGGAUUUGGGGGAGCUUGUCUCUGGUUGAUGAUCUAUCCCAUAGACUGUGUGAAGUCCAGGAUCCAGGUGUACUCUUUAACUGGGAGGCAAGAGGGCUUCAUGAAGACCUUCAUGGGUAUCAUACGUACUGAGGAAAAAAACUCAGGGAGUCUGGGAUGUUUCGGUUGGCUGUUGGUCCUCAUAUCCCUCCUCUUUAUAACAGCGACCUUCCCGAUCACAUUAUUUAUGUGUGUUAAGAUAGUGAAGGAGUACGAGCGAGCCGUCAUCUUUAGACUCGGCCGGAUCACAGACAGGAAACCUAAAGGACCAGGACUUUUCUUUGUUCUGCCGUGUACUGACACCUUUGUGAAAGUCGAUCUUAGAACUGUGUCCUUUGACAUCCCUCCACAAGAGAUCCUAACGAGAGACUCGGUGACGGUGUCUGUGGACGGCGUGGUGUACUUCCGCAUAAACUGCCCCAUCUCAUCCGUGGCCAAUGUGUCCAACGCACACUCAUCUACGCGGCUGCUCGCUCAAACCACCCUGAGGAAUGUACUUGGCACCAAAAACCUUGCAGAACUGCUAUCUGACAGAGAGGGCAUAUCACUCAGCAUGCAGGCAUCUCUGGAUGAUGCCACAGACCCAUGGGGUAUUAAGGUGGAGCGUGUGGAGAUCAAGGAUGUGAAGUUGCCUCAGCAGCUGCAGAGAGCCAUGGCAGCAGAGGCAGAAGCUACUCGGGAGGCCAGAGCGAAGAUCAUUUCUGCAGAGGGAGAGAUGAACGCUUCCAGGGCUCUGAAAGAAGCCUCUCUGAUUAUUGCAGAGUCACCCUCUGGCCUCCAGCUGCGAUACCUGCAGACCCUCACCUCCAUUGCAGCAGAGAAGAACUCCACCAUCAUCUUUCCUCUGCCCAUAGAUAUUUUGCAGAAUUUUAUGAAGAGGGAAUAAUGAAGUUUGUGUUGUGCGCUUUACUGGUGUCUCUUUCACAUGCUCUAUGGUCCAAGAGGCCUCGCGUGUAAACUGCUGAGCGCACUGCUUAUCACUUCUUAUGCAAACUUUCACUCCAUGAGAUUGGCAUUAUAUAAAAUAGAAUAAUUAUGAACUUAAAAAUGCAUCCACAACAGAACUUACUUUUUGUAUAAUUAUUUUCUUAUUGUGAUUUAAUACUUAAAUACAAAGUGCAACAUACACAGUUUGGACAUUAGUGUCUCAUCACUGACCACACUAUUCUAACCAUCUAACCUACAGUUGUGGUUCUGGAGAAGGACAAAUAAAUAUAUUGAUGAAAUACACAAGAAAAGAAAAAGAACAAUGACAAGACAUGCUUUCAUAAAACCUUAUCCAGAGAAUAACAUCUUAAAAUACAAUCUUUACAGAAUAGAACAGAAGUCCUGUAAAUGGCCAACAGAUGAGCCCACUUUGACAUUGGAUGUAAACUGUAAACAGAUCCCUCUUAUUCUAGUGUCAAACACACAUUCAGUAAAGGAGAACACGGUCAUGUCCACAGGACACAGAGGCAAUCAGUGCAACCGGAGUUCCGGACGGAGAGAAAUAUCAUUAUUUACACCCACAUCAAAGCCCAUGUCGAAAAUUAUCAAUUCAUGUCCGAACAGUAAAUGCAAUUCAACUACAUGUUUGUGCAGAUUUCCACAUUGUAUGUAUCUGGGGGAGCUGAUCGUUAUAUAAUAUUAUUAUGAGGCAACCAUUUAUUGUAUUUGGAUAUAUGUGCCGACUGCACUAUGCUCUUUAUAAUAGUCAUACAUAUUCUGUAUAUCCAAAUCAUGUCAAA